GAAGCCCCUCCAUCAUCUCCAAGUGGCCUGUCCCCAGGUGGGCUGUUUGCCCCCAACAUCCCCCCAAUGACCAAUGGACCAAUCAGCCACAGCUCACCCCACCUGGCCAGGCGACAGAUGCAGCAGCUACAACAGGCACUACCACCACCACCUCCGGACCUUCACCAGCCCAGUGACUUCUUCCACAGCUACCCGCCUCUACCACCCCCACCCCAGACGUCAUUAUCACAACAGCAGCAUUUACGUUUUAACAAUUACUGAUG
Molecule: messenger RNA, 263 nt
Organism: Lymnaea stagnalis (great pond snail)
Lineage: Eukaryota; Metazoa; Mollusca; Gastropoda; Lymnaeidae
Source: the annotation of a GenBank genome assembly